GGAAUCGAAUUGUGGCCUUCUUGUUCGUAGGCUGACGCUCAACCGCUGAGCCACACCAGUGGGGCUGAAUGAAUUCUUUUCAAAAAGGCUCUAAUUUUUCCAAUGAUUAAGAAUAAUGUCUUUCAUUUGGAGAAUGCUUUGUGGUUUCCAAAGCACUCCCAGGUAGUUAUCUUAUUGAACCUUCACAUUGACCUUGUGGGGCAGGCAGGGUAGAUAUUUCUGUCCUCCUAUUACAUAGGAAGAAAUUUGAAACCCAAGAAGUGAAAGGGGAGGAGGAGUUGGCUAACUUCACACAGCCAUAACUAAAACCUAGGUCUUAGCUUUUCUUUCUACUACAGCAUACUGCCUUUUUGUUUUUGUUAACCCCAAAUUAGGGACAAACAUAUUUGCAUUUGGAUCAGUAACAGUGUUGCAUACUUCUUUCUUAUAGGUCCAGUUUUCUUUUGACUGCCACCGAUGGACUCCCAAAAAUCUCCGGAGGAAACUGUCCUCAUUACAGGAGGAAGUGGCUAUUUUGGUUUCCGCCUAGGCUGUGCUCUGAACCAGAAGGGAGUCCAUGUGAUUCUGUUAGACAUCAGCAGCCCUGCUCAAACCAUUCCAGAAGGAAUCAAGUUUAUACGUGGAGACAUUCGCCACGUCUCUGAUAUAGAGAAAGCCUUCCAGGAUGUGGACAUCACUUGUGUGUUCCAUAUCGCCUCGUAUGGUAUGUCAGGGCGGGAGCAGCUGAAUCGAAAACUGAUCCAAGAAGUCAAUGUGGGCGGCACAGAUAACAUCCUCCAGGUUUGCCAGAAGAGAGGGGUGCCAAGAUUAGUUUACACUAGCACUUUCAAUGUCGUGUUUGGAGGUCAAGUUAUCAGAAAUGGAGAUGAAUCUCUGCCUUACCUACCUCUUCACCUCCAUCCUGAUCACUAUUCUCGGACCAAAUCUAUUGCAGAGAAGAAGGUGCUAGAAGCCAAUGGUACAUUCCUGGAAAGAAGCAAUAAUGUCUUAAGAACUUGUGCUCUGAGGCCAGCUGGCAUCUAUGGGCCUGGAGAACAAAGGCACCUUCCCAGAAUAGUGAGCUACAUUGAGAGGGGCCUGUUCAAGUUUGUGUACGGGGAUCCCAAGAGCCUGGUUGAAUUUGUCCAUGUGGAUAACUUGGUGCAGGCUCACAUUCUGGCCUUAGAGGCCCUGAAAGCUGACAAGGGCUACAUCGCCUCCGGGCAGCCCUACUUCAUCUCAGAUGGCCAGCCCGUGAACAGCUUUGAGUUCUUUCGGCCUUUGGUUGAGGGCCUGGGCUACUCAUUCCCAUCCAUUCGCCUGCCCCUGACCCUCAUCUACUGUUUUGCUUUCCUAACAGAGAUGGCCUACUUCAUUUUGGGUCAGCUCUACAACUUCCAGCCCUUCCUCACCCGCACAGAAGUUUACAAAACUGGCAUCACACAUUACGUUAGCCUAGAGAAGGCCAAGAAGGAGCUAGGUUAUGAGCCUCAGCCAUUUGACUUCCAGGAGGUAGUAGAAUGGUUUAAAGCCCGUGGUCAUGGCAGAAGUCCUGGGAGUCGUGACUCUGAGGGUCUUAUUUGGGUCAGGCUGUUGGUCUUACUCUUGGUCAUAGCAGUUUCCACAUGGCUGUCUUCUGUGAUUUUGUCACUAUGAAGGAGUUAAAAAUAAGGAGCUGACCAUACUUGCUGAGAUGGUUUUCAAGAAAGGGGACUUUUAAAAUAUAGAUAGAUAGGUACAGAUAUCUGGUGCCAAAUUUUGGCUCUUCAAAUUGCUAUUUAAGAAUAGAUUCUCGAAUUAAAUCUUCAUUUCUUAUUCCUUGUACUAACUGUGAUGGGAGAUAAAAGCAGAUAAAUUUGAAAAUUUUGCGUGUGUGUGUUCUCCCUCUUUAAAUGGACUCAGUAGUAGUCAUUUUGGAGCCAUGAAGCUAAACUUAGUUUGGAAAUGCCUUACCCCAAUUUGUCAGAAGCCAAAAACGUACUUAUUUUUGUUCCAUACACUCUGAUUCUACUUUAAAGGGACUAAAAUGCACACUGACACAGGAAUGACAAACCUCUAACAGGCUUGAAAAUGUGUGAAAAACACCAAAUUGGGCCAGAUCCCUACAGACCAACGCUCUGGGGAGAUGAUGGCUGUUGUAGGGGAGGCAUUGGCUAUUCACAGCAUGUGUUUUGGGAAUUAGUGUUUGCCCUUUGUGAUAUAAGUGCAUUACCCCUGUGUGACCACCUGCUAAUGUUUGAUGUUUAAACAAAUAGACUUUUAUCUGACCUCAUAAGAUUCUUUUGAAUCUGCAUAUAAAGUUCCACUCAACAUACUUAAGCCAUUACUUUUAAUGUUGUUGCUAUACAUUCCUUAUGAGGGUUUUCUGAGGGUAUUCUGUUCAAAGGGUGCUAUUGCUACUAACUUUUCUGGAAUGCCUAUGGAAUGUCCUCAGAGUCUGUAACAAAUGUGUUUGAAUAUACUCAAUGUUUGUAAAUGUUUGGUCUCUGAGGAUAGGUUGAAGUUUAGGAAACAGCUAAAAAUCUGAUGAUUAAGGAAGAUAACCAAACUAAUGAUGCCAUUUGUAAUUAAAAAGCAAAGCAUAACUAUAAACUAAUAGACUGUGAAAUUCUCUUACUGUGAAGAAUUUUGGUUCUCUGAAGGCAAUUUCCAAUGAGGAAUGGUUUGAACAAUGACAGCAUUGUCUAGCUGCCCACGGGGACUGCCUGGGAAGAUACUCGAGUUGGACCGUUACAUAGGAACCAAAGUGGAAAGAAAAGAGAGAAUCUUUACCCAUUCCAUGAUUCCAGCUACAGAAAAGAGAGUAUUAAAAUAUAAGACAUUAUAGAUUGCUGUGGAAAGUAAUGUUAGAGUUGUCCUGAGAGUAUUUGUAGAAGGAGGAUGCUAGAUGAACCAUCCCUGGUGAAUGCUGCCUCGAUAUUUUGGAUAAAGUGCUCAGCUUCCUACCAGAAGACCUGCAGUCAUGAAUAUUUUGUAUAGCCUUAACCAAGUAACUGAAGCCUCUUAUGCCUUAGCUCCCUCUUUUGGGAAGUGGGAAUGAUUGUACAAUCAUUGUAUAAUCAAGUUUAUAACCAUCUUUCUAUAAACCUAGCUAUCCACCUCACAGGGUUUGUUGUGGGCAUAAAAUAAGAUGUGGUGAAAAUACUUUUAAUCUAUAAAUUGCAACAUAAAUGUGGUAGCGAUUGUUGUUGGUAAAAUAUUUUUGGAGUCUUAUAAGAUACUUUUGCUUUUUAGUCACAGGGUAGCUUGUAUGAGCACCUACAGCAUAUCUAACACUCUAGGUGCUUUGAGGCAGGUUUCUCUGCUCUUCACAGUCUUCUUACAGUUUAGUAAUGACAUGGUGUGUCCUUACGAGAAGGUCACUGAUAGACCAGAUAAGUACAGUAAAACAUUUAUUCAUUGCCAUUGAGAGAUAUCACAAAUUUUCAAAACGUAUUUAAUGAAGUCCUUCAAAAGACUGAUAGAUACUUCUCAGUUUUCUCAGGCCAAGAGCAUAGUGGGGUUUCGCUUGUUGUUUUUUUCCACACUCAAUAAAUC
This is a messenger RNA of Miniopterus natalensis, 3516 nucleotides long. Lineage: Eukaryota; Metazoa; Chordata; Mammalia; Chiroptera; Miniopteridae. The record is from RefSeq and is a predicted model, not a curated record.